This is a messenger RNA of Corylus avellana, 3111 nucleotides long. RefSeq names its product disease resistance protein RML1A-like. Gene Ontology annotation, biological process: defense response. The record is from RefSeq and is a predicted model, not a curated record. NCBI's taxonomy places the organism in Eukaryota, Viridiplantae, Streptophyta, Magnoliopsida, Fagales, Betulaceae.
AUGGCCUUUCAAGCAUCCUCUUCUUCUUUCGGCCGUCGAUGGCCUUACGAUGUAUUCUUGAGCUUUAGAAGUGAAGAUACCCACCUCAGUUUUACUGCUUGUCUAUACAAAGCUCUAUGUGAAAAUGGAAUCUAUACCUACAUGUAUGACAAAUUUAGAGGAGAAGGGGAAAUUUCACCGGAAAUUCUCAAAGCCAUUAAAGAUUCAAGGACUUCAAUAGUUGUACUCUCUGAAAACUAUGCAUCAUCUACAUGCUGCUUGAGUGAGCUGAUCGAGAUCCUCCGGUCCAGGGAAUCAAACCAACAAAUUGUUUUACCAGUGUUUUAUAAAAUAGAUCCAUCCGACGUACGGCAUCAGAAGAAGAAUUUUGGAGAAGCAUCGGCUCAACACCAAGACAGCUUCAUGGAGGAAACAGUGCAGAGCUGGAAGGUAGCCUUGAAUAAAGUGGCCAAUUUGUCCGGGUGGCAUUUAGAGAAAGGUGGUAGGAAUGAAUUUAAAUUCAUCAACGAAAUUGUUCAAUUGGUUUCAAGAAUAGUAAAUCGUACAUACCAAAGUGUUCCCAAAUAUCUGGUUGGAAUAGAGUCUCACAUACAAGAUAUCAAUGGGCUUUUACAUAUUGGGAUGAGUGACAUACGCGUAAUAGGAAUCUUCGGAGCUGGUGGAAUUGGUAAGACAACUAUUGCCAAGGCGAUUUAUAACUCGUUUGCUUACCAGUUUAAAGAUAGUUGUUUUCUUGCAAAUGUUAGAGAAACUUCAAUGAAAGAGUGCGGUUUAGUCCAAUUGCAAGAGACACUACUUUCUGAGAUCCUAGGCAACUCAAGUUUGAAGGUUAGUAAUGUUGAUCGAGGAAUCAACGUCAUAAAGGAAAGGCUUUGUCGUAAAAAUGUUCUUUUAGUUCUUGAUGAUGUGGAUGAGUUGGUCCAAUUGAAAGCAUUAUCUGGAGAACCCAAUUGGUUUGGUUUAGGAAGUAGAAUCAUUAUAACAACAAGAGAUGAACACUUGCUAAUUAAGCAUAACGUUGAUUUCACAUACAAGAUGAAUGAAAUGGAUCACAAUGAAACUUUUCAGCUCUUUAGUAUACAUGCUUUCAAAAGUGACAAACCUCAUGAUUAUUUUGUGGACCUUAUAGAAGAUGCACUACGUUAUGCUGGGGGCCUCCCACUAGCUUUAACAGUGCUAGGUUCAAAUCUAUAUGGUAGAGAUAUACACUAUUGGAAAAGUGCAUUGGAAAAGUACAAAAGAAUUCCAGAGAAAAAUAUUCUAGAAAAACUUCAACUAAGUUAUGAUGGAUUGGAUGAAAGUGAGAAGAAUAUUUUCCUUGACAUUGCAUGCUUUUUCAAAGGGCAAAAUGAAAAAUAUGUUACUAAGAUGCUAGACAGUUGUGGUUUCAAUCCAAUUAUUGGUAUUGCAAUACUUGUGGAGAAGUCUCUCAUAACUAUUGAUCAUGAGGAUAAAUUGGCCAUGCAUGACUUAUUGCAAGAUAUGGGUAGAGAAAUUGUUCGUCAAGAAUCGCCCGAAAGACCAGGCAAACGUAGUAGAUUGUGGUUUCAUGAAGACGUUCGUGAUGUACUAGAAAAAGAUAUGGGAACAAACAAAAUUGAAGGCAUAUUAGUGGAAUUGCCUGAACGAGACUUGAUACGGUGGAGUUCCAAAACCUUUGAGAAGAUGAAAAGGCUCAGAUAUUUUAUAUGUCGUAAUGCAGACUUUUCUAAAAUGCCUACUUAUCUUCCUAGUGAGUUAAGAGUGCUUGACUGGGAUGAAUGUCCUUUACAAUUUCUGCCAUCCAAUUUUCAUGGACGGAAACUCAGUAUUCUAAGAAUAUGUAAUGGCCCUUUCAAAGGACUCAAGGAAGGAUUUAAGAAAUUUCCAAACCUGAGUAUUAUGGGACUCAUUCGACUUAAAAACCUAACUGAAAUUCCUGAUAUUUCAAGAAUUCCAAAUUUAAAAGAAUUACGUGUUUCUCGGUGCAAAAGUUUAGUUAAGAUUCAUGACUUUGUUGGAUUCCUUGAUAAGCUUACCCUUAUGUCAUUUUUCGAAUGCUCUAACCUUAUUCAUUUUCCAAGUAGCAUUCCUCAGUUACAGCAUCUGGACUAUCUUUUUGUCCAAGGGUGUCCAAAACUUUCAACAAAUGUGAGGGAUGAAGGACAAUCCAUGCUCCCAAUUGUGUCCACAGAGGAAAGAAGAGAAUUAUUCUUAUCGCCUCCUCCAGCGAAUUCAAGCAUUUCCGAUGUUGGUUGUUCCUCGGUUGGGUUUCCGGCACUAACAAAACUGAUUCUUGAUAAAAUAUGUUUCUCUGAGACACUUUUCCCUUCCACUUUAGAGGUGUUAGAUAUAUCAGGGACUGAAAUUGCUAGUCUGCCUGCAUGGAUCAAAAGAUUUGUUAGAUUGAGGAAGCUUCAUUUGUUUGAAUGCAAGCAACUUCAAGAAAUUCUAGAACUUCCAGCAAAUAUAGAACAAAUAAGUGCCGGCGGAUGUGUUUCAUUGGAAAGUUUUCCACAAAUAUCGAAAGAAAAUCAAUUCAAUACAUGUCAGUUGCCAAUGUUAAAGUGGAUUGAAUUGAGUGAGUGCGCUAAAAUGGCUGAGAAAAUAGGGAAUCAGGUGGAAGAUUUUUUUUUGAAUAAGGUACAUUAUAAGGACUCUUUUGCCGGUGGAAUUGUAUUUCCUGGAAAUAGGAUACCAGAGUCUCUCCGCCAUCGUAUGGACUGUUCAUAUGGUAGUCAAUCAUGUAUAAUAGAUAUUAAAGGGCUCCUUCCUUUGGAUGAGAUCCAAGGAAUUGUUUUUUGUGCUCUUCUUCAACCCAUUCGUGAGGGCUUCCAUGAUAAUACUAUAGAUGUGGUUCAGUUUACAAUGAGGCAUAAAGGUAUAGAAUUAAUUGGUAGACUGAGAGAAUUCAAGUUUGUGGAAACAAAAAAUGUAUGGCAUGACUACUUCGACCUAGAAUAUAUUGAGCUAAAGGGAGACAAUUUGCAAGUUGAGUUGUCUAUAAUUUCACGGAUGUUCGUCAGAAGUGUCGGAGUUCAUAUUAUACACAAGCAUGCAGAGAAUGCGAAAGAUCAUCCAGAUGUGACCCACGUGGAUUUUCGUUUCUCUAUUGAUGGAUCCAAUGAAUGA